Molecule: messenger RNA, 663 nt
Organism: Vollenhovia emeryi
Lineage: Eukaryota; Metazoa; Arthropoda; Insecta; Hymenoptera; Formicidae
Exons: 2
Source: RefSeq, a predicted model, not a curated record
CGCUGUAACUAAAUUUGCUUACGCGGGCGCCUCUACUAGCGCGCUAUUCAAAUCUACGCGUGAACACAAUGUCAGAGCAAGCGCAUUAAGAAAGCGCAAACAACGUGGCAAGGCGCAUUCAAAAAGAAGCGCUGAAGUUACUCCAGAAGGAGCAAUAAUAUGCAGCGACGAAAAUACCCCUUUGUCGACACGUAGACAACGCUUUUUCAUGGACAACUGUGAUGAAAGCGUCAUUACCAGUGCCUCAAAGCCGACCGAAAUGGACAAGUUACGAGCAGAAGUGACGUUACUUAAGGCAGAACCCAGUCAGCACAGAUAUUCCCUGAAUGUACACAGGAUAUCCGUAAGAUUCAAAGUACAUCUAUUGAAUCUUGUGGACAUACAUAGGAUGUUCAGAAACGUAUAUACGUAAAUGAGAUGUCCAUAAUAUAUCUUAUGUACACACAAAUAUGGAUAUAAGUAGAAGCUCCAAAAAUUUAUAUAUGUAGAAUAUACUAAAAUGGAUAUACGUAUAAUGAAUAUCCAUAGUACAUACAAUAUACAUACGCAUUUGAUAUGUACAGUACUUGCAGAAACAUAUAUGCAUAGAAUAUACUCAAUCGGAUAUGCAGAUAGCGGAUAUUCGUAGUAUGUCUUAUGUACAUGCACAUCACGAGACACGGU